Messenger RNA from Epinephelus moara (kelp grouper), 1705 nucleotides. RefSeq names its product ubiquitin domain containing 2 (gene ubtd2). NCBI's taxonomy places the organism in Eukaryota, Metazoa, Chordata, Actinopteri, Perciformes, Serranidae. Bases 119 to 937 code for a protein of 272 amino acids. The transcript is spliced from 3 exons. Gene Ontology annotation, molecular function: protein binding. The record is from RefSeq and is a predicted model, not a curated record.
GAAGGGAAGGGGAGGAGGGGGGCAGAGAGAAAACCGAGAGAGAGGGGCUAGUAGAUGUAGCUCUAGCAGUGGGCCGGGGGGUGAGCUACCUAGCCCGGGCUGCUCUGCCGAAACAUCCAUGGGUGGCUGUGUCGGGAGCCACCACGACUCCUCGGGCAGCUUAAACGAGAACUCGGACGGCACUGGAGUGGCUCUAGGGCGUAACCAGCCCCUGAAGAGAGAGCGGCCUAAAUGGAAAAGUGACUACCCGAUGACUGAAGGCCAGCUGCGCAGCAAGAGAGAUGAGUUCUGGGAUACGGCGCCAGCAUUUGAGGGCCGGAAGGAGAUCUGGGAUGCGCUGCGGGCUGCGGCCAGCGCCUUUGAGAGCAAUGACCACCUGCUGGCUCAGGCCAUCCUCGACGGGGCCAGCAUCACACUGCCGCACGGAGCUCUGACUGAAUGCUACGAUGAACUGGGGAAUCGCUACCAGCUGCCAGUCUACUGCCUCUCUCCUCCCGUUAACAUGAUCGAGGAGCGCUCUGAUGAGCCGGACGGUUCAGAUCCAGACUCCGGGGCGGCAGACCCAUCCACGGGAAGCGCCAGUGACCCUGGCUCAGGAGGGGAGUGCCAGCUUCGGCUCCGGCUCUCCACGGGUCGCGACCUCCGCCUGGCGGUCCGUUCCACGGACACAGUGGGCAUGAUGAAGCGUCGUCUGCACAGUCAGGAGGGUGUGCCUGCCGCAACCCAACGCUGGUUUUUCUCAGGUCGGCCGCUGACAGACAGGCUGCGCUUGGACCAACUCAACAUCUCCAGGGACUACGUAGUGCAGGUCAUCCUCAGCCAGCCGCCACAGCCAGAGCCGGUGUCAACACCAGGACACACACCAGAGGCCUGUGGGCCAGUGGCAGUGGAAGGAGUGUCUGCACUGCCGCAAGAGCCCACGCCGGUGGAGAAUUAACUCCUCCCAACCUGGCGGCCUGGAGGUGGGCAGUAUAAAAGAAGGAGGAGGAUAACAAGGGAGAAAGAAAGAAUGAAAGAUUCUGACUUUUCUCUUUUUGGUUUGCUCUCUUCUCUUCUCUUCUCUUCUCUUCUCUUCUCUUCUCUUCUCUUCUCUUCUCUUCUCUUCUCUGCUCUUGUUGGCUGUCUGCCAGAGCAAAAGGACUCUUGAAUUGAGAAAAAGACUCUUAACUUUUGGUUUUACACGUUGAAAUUUUGACCUUUUUGAAGUAUUUUUAACUGUUCCUAUGGAAACCAAACAACAAAAAGAGAACUUUGUCAGGUGGCGUAAAGGGUUUUCUUAGCAACACUGAUGUUCGAAUGUUUCUGUGUUUCAGUUUUCAUUCAAGUUCUGCUAUCUGGCAAAGCUCGGUCAGCAGAAUUCAGUUUAUGGGGCUACAGGGUUAUACAUACAUUUCCAUUACAGUACAAUUCAACACGGGACGUUCAGAAAGGAAGGAAUAAAGAUAGUUUAACAAUCACGACAGUUAUUCAGACAAUUCUUCUUAAUUAUAUGUGAAUCAAAUCAAGAACACUUUCUCACUCGGGGGUUCAGUCAGUAUGCUAACAGCUGUAAAGCAAGGUUGCUAGUUAGUUAACAGAUGUGUUCUCCCGCCUGUCAAGAGGUUGCUGUCGGGGGAUAGGACAAUGUGUUAGCAAGCUGCCGCUGGAUUAAACGCUUUAUUUCACUCUGCUUCACAGAACAAUCAUGUAAUAAACAUUAAGUAGU